This is a messenger RNA of Acanthosepion pharaonis, 855 nucleotides long. The record is from the annotation of a GenBank genome assembly. Lineage: Eukaryota; Metazoa; Mollusca; Cephalopoda; Sepiida; Sepiidae.
AUGCGUAGGCGCAAUCCGCCAAUUCUCCCUUCCUCCAACUGCUCUGCAACACCAUACGCAUGCAUUGCGUGGACGUUUUCGGGCAUGAUGUCGCUCUGUUCAUAUAUCUGUCUUUCAUUAUCUAUAUUUAUUUUAUUCUCUUUUAUAUGUUUUUUCAUUGUCUAUUUCUAUCUAUCUAUCUAUCUAUCUAUCUAUCUAUCUAUCUAUCUCUCAAAUUUAAUCCUAUCUAUCUAUCUAUCAUUCUAUCUAUCUAUCUUAGUCUGUUCGUAUAUCUGUCUUUCAUUAUCUAUAUAUAUCUUAUUCUCUUUUAUAUGUUUUUCAUUGUCUAUUUCUAUCUAUCUAUCUAUCUAUCUAUCUAUCUAUCUAUCAAAUUUAAUCCUAUCUAUCUAUCUAUCUAUCUAUCUAUCUAUCUAUCUAUCUAUCUUAGUCUGUUCAUAUAUCUGUCUUUCAUUAUCUAUAUUUAUCUUAUUCUCUUUUAUAUGUUUUUUCAUUGUCUAUUUCUAUCUAUCUAUCUAUCUAUCUAUCAAAUUUAAUCCUAUCUAUCUAUCUAUCUAUCUAUCUAUCUAUCUAUCUAUCUAUCUAUCUAUCUUAUCUGUUCAUAUCAGUCUGACAUUAUCUAUCUAUCUAUCUAUCUAUCUAUCUAUCUAUCUUCGUUUUAACCCUAUCUCUCACUAUCUAUCUAUCUAUCUAUCUAUCUAUCUAUCUAUCUAUCUAUCUAUCUAUCUCUGUCUGUUCAUAUCAAACCAUCUCAGUUUGUUUUCCCAGUCUCUCUAUCUCAUUACGCUCUUAUCUAGCUCAUAUAUAACAGUCUUUCAUUAUCUAUCUCUCAAUUCUAUUCACUUUUAUACGUCUUGA